GUCCGAUAGGCAACCCAACAUGGAAAUGGGUGUAAUGAAAAGAACAUCAUACCAGGACCUCAAUAUUGCAUAUUAUACGAGCGGUUCUGGUCGAAAGGCACUUGUAUUCAUUCAUGGCUGGAGCUGCAGCAGCGUUCUCUGGGGUAGACAGGGGGCUCUCUCUCGUCAGCAUCGAGCCAUCUUCAUAGAUCUGCCUGGUCAUGGCAAAAGCAGUGCACCUCAAACCGAGUACAGCCACGAGUUCUUUGCUCGAGCUAUCAAGACAGUCCUCGAGAAUGAAGAUCUGGCCCAGUGCGUUUUGGUCGCGCACAGUCUGGGUGGGCCUAUUGCGACAAUGCUUCUUCGUCUUUACCCAUCUACUGUGGCUAGUAUUGUUUAUGUGGACUCAUUCUUCAUCAAUUCAGAAAACUAUCUUCCUGAAGUUGAUAGAAAGAAGUUGGUGGAGCGGCUUCGAGACGAUGAAUAUUUUGAAGCGAAAAUUGAAGGAUUCGGGACCGAUCGCACCACAGCGGAAAUGCGUGCUGCAAUCCGUAGCACAAUGCUAAGAACAAAGACACACGUUCGGGUCAAUGCAAUCACUACAAAUUUUCUACCGCAUGCGUGGCGGUGGGAAGAUGUGUAUGAUAUACCGGACCUGCUUAUCACAACUCCAAGAUUGGCAAAGAUAGAUCAACAGUGGUUACACCACCUGCCGCUGUUAAAGAUCUCAGUAUGGGAAGGUCACGGCCACUUUCUGUUCAUGGAAGAUUGUGAUAGAUUCAACGCAGAGGUUCAGGAGUUCCUCGAAAAGCACUCGUUAGGGUAAAACUUGGACAUUCAAUAAAGACAAUGCAGCUGGUUGCCUCUGCGGAGUUUUGGUCUACAUACAGCUGGCUUAAUACAUACAUAAUGCAAAUUUUUGAAGCUUUUAAGGCCCC
Messenger RNA from Trichoderma harzianum CBS 226.95, 917 nucleotides. RefSeq lists its product as hypothetical. The transcript has a single exon. The record is from RefSeq and is a predicted model, not a curated record. Lineage: Eukaryota; Fungi; Ascomycota; Sordariomycetes; Hypocreales; Hypocreaceae. The coding region runs from base 20 to 805 and encodes 261 amino acids.